This is a messenger RNA of Talaromyces stipitatus ATCC 10500, 2197 nucleotides long. RefSeq names its product DHHC zinc finger membrane protein. Gene Ontology annotation, molecular function: protein-cysteine S-palmitoyltransferase activity. The record is from RefSeq and is a predicted model, not a curated record. Gene Ontology annotation, cellular component: Golgi apparatus; endoplasmic reticulum. Gene Ontology annotation, biological process: peptidyl-L-cysteine S-palmitoylation; protein targeting to membrane. The coding region runs from base 296 to 1963 and encodes 555 amino acids. The transcript is spliced from 2 exons. Lineage: Eukaryota; Fungi; Ascomycota; Eurotiomycetes; Eurotiales; Trichocomaceae.
GUCCACAGGCUGCUGACAAGCAGACUGCUCAUGAUGUCUAUCACAACUUGAUCUUGAUUCAAUAUUGACAACAGCUGUACAGGUUUGUUGUUCAGGUCUUUUUUUUUAUCAGCCCAGCUAUUCCCGUGUCAACAUUUGCCCCAGACCUCGUGCAUCUGUCGGCGACUACCUCAUAACCCGCCGAACGAGAGAAAAGGCAUGCUUGCCUGCCUGCAGCGCCAACCCUGCCUUGGCUCAUAUUCUUCGUCAAUACUAUUAAACCACCAGUGGAGAGAGACUUCGCAGGAAAUGAUAAAUGGCCACCUCCGGCUCCCCAACUCUAUCCCCGAAACGACGGGUCCGCUCGCUAGCUCGUACCGUUGAGCGAACAUGUGUCGCAAUAGCUUCAUAUUUCCCCCUGGCAUUCGUUUAUGGUUUAACUACAUGGGCGGUAUGGGUUGAUGCUGGGAUCGGCUUUUUGCCCACAAAGAGUAGAUGGCUAGGUUUACCAAGCUCAGCAGUAGGAAUUAUCCUAUAUAUAAUGCUUAACCUAUCGUACACGGUCGCAGUUUUUACAGAUCCCGGCUCACCCCUCGGUUCGCCAGAUAAGCGCGGGAGCGACCGUGGCCAGUAUAGUCAUCUUCCUACCACGGAAUUGCCGGAAUAUCAGAGCUAUACAGUCAACAGACACGGGGGCGCUAGAUUCUGCAAGAAGUGUCAGUGCCCAAAGCCCGAUCGCGCUCACCAUUGCUCGAGUUGCAAGAGAUGCGUGUUAAAGAUGGACCACCAUUGUCCGUGGCUGGCCACUUGCGUGGGACUUCGCAACUACAAGGCAUUCAUGCUCUUCCUUAUAUACACGUCAACCUUCUGUUGGGCUUGUUUCGCCACAUCUGGUUUGUGGGUUUGGGAUGAAGUUCUGAACGACGUUGUGUACGCAAACACUUUAAUGCCUGUAAACGUCAUUUUACUCGCCGUGAUUUCUGGCAUCAUCGGAUUGGUCCUGACUGGCUUUACUGCCUGGCACAUCAGCCUCGCUGUACGGAAUCUAACUACCAUCGAGUCGUUGGAGAAGACCCGAUACCUUUCUCCUCUACGUAAAGCUCUUGACCGCCAGCGCGGCGAUUACCAAGCCGCCCAAGACCAGAGUGUCGGCAAUCCUACAAGGAACAGUGGUUUUGGCCACCGACUACAAGGAUACGGGCAGCAAAUAAUUGAGGCGCAUGCAAAUGCUAUUCCGGGGGUGACCCGCGCGGAAGAGGGUGAAGAGCGGCUCUCUCCGAUUGUAGAGCCCCAAUCUGGUCACCACCAGGAUUAUAUCUCUUUCCUACGUGAAUCGAAUACUGAUGGUACACCUGCUCAAAAAGCUUUGCAUCGCUCGUACGAAGAAUUGGAACGACAGAGAGAACGUGAGCGCUAUGAAGACUACCUUGACUCCCGAGACAGUGAGAACAUUCCCAGCCCUUUCAAUCACGGAUGGAAACAGAACCUGCGCCAUUUAUUCGGCGACAACCCAUUCCUCUGGGCUCUUCCUAUUUGCAAUACCUCUGGUGAUGGCUGGUAUUGGGAACCCAGUCCCGCGUUCCUUGAGGCAAGAGAUCGUAUCAGACAGGAGCGUGAGCGCGAAAUGUCCCAAUGGCUAGAACGACAACGCCAGCAAUCCUAUGAUCAUUGGAUGAACAAUAACAAUGCAACACGAACUUCCACAGUGCCGGUUCCCAUGCAGCGCUUCUCCAAGAGUGGACACAAUGGCUCCAGACCGAAUUCCGGUGUCUCAAUGACGACGCUGCGACCGAAGUCGCCACGAAUGCACCAUGAAGACAGUGAUGCUGACGAAUACGAUUUGGAUUCAGAUGAUGAUGAUGGGCUACAGAAACUGCACCGGGGUCGGAAUGGCCAUUCGCCAGGGAGCAAAGCUGAUCGAGUGCUUGGAAUCACCCGCGAUCAGUUUGGAAGCCCAAAAGAUGAAUGGCGAGACUGGGACUAAUCUUGCUGCUUGUGUACCUGUAAACGCAUUGGGACUAUGGGGAUUCUCAAGCUUAGUCACGAUGCUAUCACAUAUCUGCUUGGGCGUUCAUGUUCGAGCGUGUAAAUGUACUGGACGGUGGAAUUAUUGCUGGCAUUUCGAAUUGGAUGUUUGUCCAUAUUGGCACAGGUUAGGGUCACGACAUUAUGUUAGAAUUCUUGAUAUGCAGAAUCCGUACCGAUUUAUUUCUUCACU